CCAACCCCAAAUUACCAGCAAAAACGAAGCACGAAUUUUCUGGAGAGGGAGAGAGCAAAAGAGAGGGGGAGAGACAAGAAAAUAAAACACAAAAACGUGCAAUCCCUUGAAAAUCCGAUAGCACUCCAAAAUGAGUACCAUGAAAUUUUGUCGGGAAUGUAACAAUAUAUUGUACCCAAGGGAAGACAAAGAACAGAAAAUCCUCCUCUAUGCUUGUCGCAAUUGUGAUCAUCAGGAGGUUGCUGAUAACAAUUGUGUCUACAGAAAUGAAAUACACCAUUCUGCUGGGGAGCGCACCCAGGUCUUACAGGACGUAGCUGCAGAUCCCACUCUUCCCCGUACGAAAGCAGUUCGCUGUUCCAAUUGUGGUCAUGGAGAAGCUGUUUUCUUUCAGGCAACUGCUAGGGGAGAAGAAGGCAUGACGUUGUUCUUCGUAUGCUGCAACCCAAACUGUGGACACCGCUGGAGGGAUUGAAAUUGUGGUCUUGAAAAGAUGGAAAUUGUAACCAGUGAAAGUGACUCUUGUUUUCUAAAGCAACAUCUUAGAAAUGUUUUGUGGAUGGUUGAUGGGGAAUGUGAAACAUUAUGCACAUUCUUAUCAUUGUUACUCCUACCUUUCUUUAAAUUGAGCGUUUUCUAGGAAAGAUUGCUAUUCCGUCUUAAAAUAUUAUAUCAAUGCACGGUAGAAUGGAUAACAUUCAAAGUUUUUUACUUCAA
Molecule: messenger RNA, 717 nt
Organism: Olea europaea var. sylvestris
Lineage: Eukaryota; Viridiplantae; Streptophyta; Magnoliopsida; Lamiales; Oleaceae
Product: DNA-directed RNA polymerases II, IV and V subunit 9A
Exons: 4
Coding region: 131-475 (114 amino acids)
Biological process (GO): transcription initiation at RNA polymerase II promoter; DNA-templated transcription; transcription-coupled nucleotide-excision repair
Cellular component (GO): RNA polymerase II, core complex
Molecular function (GO): DNA-directed RNA polymerase activity; zinc ion binding; nucleic acid binding
Source: RefSeq, a predicted model, not a curated record